This is a messenger RNA of Durio zibethinus, 851 nucleotides long. Its product is annotated as zinc finger protein ZAT12-like. Gene Ontology annotation, biological process: response to stress; response to chitin. The record is from RefSeq and is a predicted model, not a curated record. NCBI's taxonomy places the organism in Eukaryota, Viridiplantae, Streptophyta, Magnoliopsida, Malvales, Malvaceae.
CUCUUUAAGUUUCCUUUCAGAUUUUCAGCGGCCAAAAAAAAAAAAAAAAAAAAACAACCUUAGCAUAAAGUUUCCAGUUUUCAGGGUUUCAAUAAAAGUUUCAGAUUUUUAAACAGUCUUUAAAUUAUUACAAUGAAGAGAGGCAGGGAAGUUGGAGAAAUUGAGGCCAUGGAUAUGGCAAAUUGUUUGAUGUUGCUAUCCAAAGUUGGCCAAACCGACCCAUCGAAGCAUUACCAGGGUCGUGUCUUUGCAUGCAAGACGUGCAACAAAAGAUUUUCAUCGUUCCAAGCACUUGGAGGCCACAGGGCGAGUCACAAGAAGCCAAGGCUAACAGGAGGAGACCUUCCGGAGAUCCCUGAUUCACCAAAGAAGCCAAAGACCCAUGAGUGUUCGAUCUGUGGUCAGGAAUUUGCCAUCGGCCAAGCUCUUGGGGGUCACAUGAGGAGACAUAGGGCUGCCUUAAAUGAAGGGUUGGUGACUCGGGAUUUGUUGCAUGAGAUGAAGAAGUCGAGUGGUGCUGAAAGUGGUUUGUGCCUGGAUCUGAGCCUGACGCCUUGGGGAGCUGAUUUGGAGUUGAAGCCGGGGAAGGUGGCGCCGACGCCUGUUGUUCAUUGUUUUAUAUAGGAUCUUUUCAUUGUUAUCGUCGUAAAAAAAAUAGGGUUCAUGUUUACCCUUUUUUGUGGGGAUUUUUUAGGCAUUCUUUUUCUUUACAUUUGUUCUUGUUAUGAACAUAUGUUGUCGUCAGACAGGAUUUGAUUUCUUGAUUCUUUUUAGUAAGGUAAGUAGGAGUACAAUUUUUUUCUGGAAACUUGAUCAGUCGAUAUAUUCCUCCAUUUUACUAUUUAUUUAUA